UGGAGCUCAGACAACAAAGGCAUAGAGAGAUUGGUUUUCUUUCUCUCAGCAUCUCCACCCAACCAGCAGAAAACCGGUCUCUGAGGUUCCACCAAAAUAUGGAACUUGAUUUUGGACAUUUUGAUGAAAGAGAUAAGACAUCCAGGAACAUGAGAGGCUCACGGAUGAAUGGGCUGCCUAGCCCCACUCACAGCGCCCAUUGUAGCUUCUACCGAACCCGAACCUUGCAGGCACUGAGCAACGAGAAGAAAGCCAAGAAGGUACGUUUCUACCGCAAUGGGGACCGCUACUUCAAGGGGAUUGUGUACGCUGUGUCCUCUGACCGUUUUCGCAGCUUCGACGCCUUGCUGGCUGACCUGACACGAUCUCUGUCUGACAACAUCAACCUGCCUCAGGGAGUGCGUUACAUUUACACCAUUGAUGGAUCCAGGAAAAUCGGAAGCAUGGAUGAACUGGAAGAAGGGGAAAGCUAUGUUUGCUCCUCAGACAACUUCUUUAAAAAGGUGGAGUACACCAAGAAUGUCAAUCCCAACUGGUCUGUCAAUGUGAAGACAUCUGCUAAUAUGAAAGCCCCUCAGUCCCUGGCUAGCAGCAACAGUGCCCAGGCCAGAGAGAACAAGGACUUUGUGCGCCCCAAGCUGGUGACCAUCAUCCGCAGUGGGGUGAAGCCUCGGAAGGCUGUGCGUGUGCUUCUGAACAAGAAGACAGCCCACUCUUUUGAGCAAGUCCUCACUGAUAUCACUGAAGCCAUCAAACUAGAGACCGGGGUUGUCAAAAAACUCUACACUCUGGAUGGAAAACAGGUAACCUGUCUCCAUGAUUUCUUUGGUGAUGACGACGUGUUUAUUGCCUGCGGUCCUGAAAAAUUUCGUUAUGCUCAGGAUGACUUUUCUCUGGAUGAAAAUGAAUGCCGAGUCAUGAAGGGAAACCCAUCAGCCACAGCUGGCCCAAAGGCAUCCCCAACACCUCAGAAGAGUUCAGCCAAGAGCCCUGGCCCCAUGCGCCGGAGCAAGUCUCCAGCUGACUCAGGUAACGACCAAGACGCAAACGGAACCUCCAGCAGCCAGCUCUCUACCCCCAAGUCUAAGCAGUCUCCCAUCUCUACGCCCACCAGUCCUGGCAGCCUCCGGAAGCACAAGGUAGACCUGUACCUGCCUCUGUCCUUGGAUGACUCAGACUCACUUGGUGAUUCCAUGUGAAGGAGGAGAAUGUUCACAGUCCAGAGUACAAGCUUACCGUUACGAUAGGGUACUUCUGCUCAAGUGUCCAACAGGGCUAUUGGUGCUUUCAAGUUUUUAUUUUGUUGUUGUUGUUGUUACUUUUAAAAACACACUGUAAUAUGUUGGGUUUAUUUUCCUGUGAUUUGUCAUCUGGGCCACUGAUCCACAGUUACCAAUUAUAAGAGAUAGACUGAUAACCAUCCUUUGGGGUAACUUUCCAAGGAUGCGAAAUGUGCUAGUCUAUGACCUUUCUAUUGAAUACUUAGGCGCCUGCAUUAUUUUUCCCCGUCUCACUUUGCUCAUACAUGACAGUCUUCCUUCUGUAGAGAGCUGUUUACAUACAUGGCACUUAAGAUGUGUGUGUGGGGGAAGAAAACUCAUUGGCAAAUCCAAGAGUGACAAAUACAAGUGCCCCUUGUCUCCCCAUCUCAAGAAUGCUGGAGGAUCCUUGGAAGACGGCAAGGCAGCUCCCCAGCCUGGCUCUUCACUCCUGACUGAACCCCCAGUUUGUUGUUUAGCGCCAAUUCUGGCUGUCAAGGGGGAGAGAGAAACACCAGCAACUUGUCAUUCUGACACCAGAUGCUUAGGACCCCGGUGCAGGGCUACCUUAAAGAAACCAGGCAAAAUUGGAAAACACUGUAGACAUUUCAGUAGUGUUUAUACAGCACAGUGAAUUCCUUGUCAACAUCUCCACUGGGGCAAUUUAGAAUCAAUAAGCAAUUAAUAAGAGUUGGGGGUGAGCGGCUUCCAUAUACCUGAUUCCUCUAGGAGGCUGUCUAACACAAACCGUACGGUAUCCAUUUCUCUCUGUUCUAUUGAAUGCCUUGUCAACAGCUAACACUGAAAACACUGUGAGAAUUUGUUUUCAGGUCUGACACCUUUCGGUCGCUUUUUAUAGCAAGAAACCAAUAUCCUUUUUAUAAAACCUCGUGUCUAUAUUUCAGGAGCAAACUCUUCAGGCUCCUUUUUUAUAAACUGGUGAUUUUUCUUUUGUCUAAAAAACACAUGCAGAAAAUUUACCAAAAAAAAAAAUGCAGAAGAAUAACGUAGUUUAGAAAUCAUGCUGUCACUGCCAAACAGAAACCUCCAGGAAAAAACAAAAUGAAUAGCAGAGGCCAAUUCAAUAGAAUCAGUCUUUUGAUAACUCUUUAACAGUUAUGCUUACAUUAAUAAUUUCAAUGUGGACCAGACAUUCUGAUUAUAUUUUAAAUGAAAUGUUAUGGCAUAUUUUAAGCAGCUCUUUUUUAUCUAUAAUCCUGAUAUUUCAUACUGAAGACAGAGAGUCCUUUCACUUGUUUUUAACACUAGAAAGGAUUUCUCUUUGCUAAGGACUGAUCAUUUGAAAUAGUUCUCAGUCUUUGAGGUACAGGUUCAUAACACUGCUUUUUGUCUGUAAUCAUAGCCCAUAAUAGCAAAGGCAACUAAAUUAAGUGAAAGCCAUGCAUGCCAGUUCUGUGUUUGCUUUUAGCAGAUAUGAAGAUGUCCUUAUUUCUUUGUAAUUGUUCAAAUAGUUGGAAAGGCGCAGCAUUUGAAGCCAAGCUGCUGUUUGGCUAUUGAAUGACUUGCAUUUGUUCCUCCACUUUAACUAGAAUGAGCUUGCUCUGUGUGUGUGUGUGUGUGUGU
This is a messenger RNA of Delphinapterus leucas (beluga whale), 2843 nucleotides long. NCBI's taxonomy places the organism in Eukaryota, Metazoa, Chordata, Mammalia, Artiodactyla, Monodontidae. The record is from RefSeq and is a predicted model, not a curated record.